Messenger RNA from Oncorhynchus nerka (sockeye salmon), 4026 nucleotides. RefSeq names its product SUMO specific peptidase 5 (gene senp5). Gene Ontology annotation, cellular component: nucleus. Gene Ontology annotation, biological process: protein desumoylation; proteolysis. Lineage: Eukaryota; Metazoa; Chordata; Actinopteri; Salmoniformes; Salmonidae. The transcript is spliced from 10 exons. The record is from RefSeq and is a predicted model, not a curated record. Bases 663 to 2693 code for a protein of 676 amino acids. Gene Ontology annotation, molecular function: deSUMOylase activity.
ACGCAAUCAGUAAGCGACGGCAAACUAAUGAGAUGGAUUGUUUGAUCACACAAGUGAGAGUUGUUUGUUAUCGCUGAAACUUGUUUGACGAUUGCAGAAAUGUGCUUCUUCCUUGGCUUGUAAGGGGUAACCCCUGAGAAGGACCUCCAAUCGCCACCCUCUAAGACUUCAGUCUGAAGCUGUCGACUACCUGGCCAGCCAGGGUGCAGGUUAGCUGGGCGAUAUGGGCAAAAAUAUUGCAAUAAAUUGCCUGAAUUGGUGCGAUAUCGAUAAGUAGAACGAUACAUUUAUAACAUUAAUGUGCACAACAGUUUUGUUUAUUUUUAUAACCUUUAAAGUACUAUGUACUAUGGUUGUAGCCAUCAAUUGUCCCAUUAACAAUCACCCAUAUUUGCACAUUUUAUUUCACUUCAAACUUAACAUUUCUCAUGUGUUUAAUGAAUGAUGUCAGCAAAAUGCCUGCGGUAAGUGAUCAGUAUGGUCGGUGGCGAUAAUUUUCUGUUUAUCAUCCCAGCUCUAGUCCAGGGUCCUUAUCCACCCACAACUCAGGCAGAAAGUCCAUCUACUGGGGGGUCCCUGGUUCAGUGCCCCUGAGGGCUGGGACCAGCACUCUGGGCCAGAAGCAGCUGUGAAGGGAUGGGGUAGUAGCUGAGGACAGAGCCAUGGUUCAUAACGUCUCAGUCCCCCAAACACCAUCGCCGGCACUGGUGGGCACCAAUGGCCGCUCCUCUGGGAGGAAGAGGACACCGAAGGCAUGUGACUGCUGUGGGCCAAACUCUAAGCACCACAAUGGGAAGGACCCACAUGGGAAGACUCCAGGUGGCAAGCCCAGACAACGCAGGGCCCAUUUGGGGAAGGGCAGGGGCCAGGCCCUGGGGGAGACCCCCAAGAGGACGGGUGGUCACCACUCUUCUGAGAAGACCCAGAUGACAGAGGAGCAGGUAACAGCCAUCCGACAGCUGGCGAACGACUCAGUUGUGGGGGAGGUAACCAACUCCUUGGCUCCAUUUGUAACCAGCUCUGUCGGUCAACCUGUAAUGAAUGUUGUGGCUCCAUUUGUAACCAGCUCUGUCGGUCAACCUGUAAUGAAUGUUGUGGCUCCAUUUGUAACCAGCUCUGUCGGUCAACCUGUAAUGAAUGUUGUGGCUCCAUUUGUAACCAGCUCUGUCGGUCAACCUGUAAUGAAUGUUGUGGCUCCAUUUGUAACCAGCUCUGUCGGUCAACCUGUAAUGAAUGUUGUGGCUCCAUUUGUAACCAGCUCUGUCGGUCAACCUGUAAUGAAUGUUGUGGCUCCAUUUGUAACCAGCUCUGUCGGUCAACCUGUAAUGAAUGUUGUGGCUCCAUUUGUAACCAGCUCUGUCGGUCAACCUGUAAUGAAUGUUGUGGCUCCAUUUGUAAACAACUCUGUCGGUCAACCUCAACCUUUAACGGACUCUAUGGGUCAGAAGUUAACGUACACUGUGGUUAAACUGGUGACCAAGUCUGUGGUUCAACCUGUAACAAACUCUGUGGUUCAACCUAUAAUGAAGGCUGUGGUUGAGCAUGUUCCUGAUUCAGAGAUGGAGCAGGAGAAUGGUUGUGGUUUAGACAAACAGCCGGUAACCGACUCUAACACGGAGGUCAUGAAGCAGCCCCAGGCUGGUGACGCAGCUGUCACCCUUUCCAACGGUACAUCUGCUGUGCCCAACGAGGAACCAACAGACUGUAGCGCCCCUAUGGAGGUGGAACCAUCAGCCACAGCCUGUGUUUCCCCAGGCAUUAUGUUAUGCAGCACCCUCCACCCCUUCACUCUGUGGGACCACAGAGAUUACUGUGAGGUGGGAGUGUGGGCUCCAAGCCCUGAGCCAGAGGACGACUGUGUCUCAAACCCAGCACAGCAACCCAACCCUGAAGACAACAUCCAUGAAGUAAUCAUAGACCUUAUACAUGAGUUCCUGGCGUUCUUCCAUGUGAGGUACGGGAGCUUUAUCCCCCUCAGUGAGACUGACAUCCUGGAGCAUCUGAAGAACAAGUGUAACACUGACCUCCAUGACAAGAAGCUAAACAUCCACUCAGAAAUGAUGAAGUAUAAAGCGGGUCUCGCCUCCACCCCUAUGAAGUGCUUCAAAGUGGACUACAACAAGCACACUCUGACCCUGGAGGACCUGUCCACACUGGAUGACCAAAACUGGGUCAACGACCAGGUGAUAAACAUGUAUGGAGAAUUGAUCAUGGAUGCUACACAGAACAAGGUUCAUUUCUUCAACAGCUUUUUCCACCGGCAGCUGGUGGCCAAAGGCUACGAAGGGGUUAAGAGAUGGACCAAAAAGGUGGAUCUGUUUUCUAAGAGGCUGUUGUUGAUUCCUAUCCACCUGGAGAUUCACUGGUCCCUGAUCACAGUGGACAUAGCCAACCACCACAUCCACUAUUAUGACUCCCAGGGCAUCGUCUUCAAAUACACCAUGGAGAACAUCCUGACUUAUAUCCUGGCUGAGGCCGAGGAGAAGAAACAAGCUGCAUAUCAGAAAGGCUGGAAGACGAUUAUAAGCAAGGGUAUUCCUCAACAGAAGAACGACAGUGACUGUGGAGUCUUCAUCUUGGAGUACUGCAAGUGCCUGGCAUUGAAAGAGCCACUGCAGUUCACACAGAACGACAUGCCGAAAGUCCGCAAGAGGAUUUACAAAGAGCUCUGUGACUGUAAACUGAAUGACUGAUCAACCGCAGUGUCCCAGCUCUAGAGAGAGUACACCUGCCUUUCCACUGGACCGUGGGCUUUAACGACUGUUAUUGUGGAAGGGCCAUUAAUACUCUAAAACAUGACGAGCCAAGAAGCUGAAUGAAGCACAGUGGAAACGGACACGUUGUUUGACUUAACGACACAGAGACGGUGAAAACAACCAUCUGUCCUUCAGUAGAGGUCCAGCGUUGGGACUUGUUUUUAUAUUCCUUGAUAAUGAGAGGCACUUUUGAAUUUCUUUUGAGUUGACGUUCAAAGUUUCCACUGCUGGCUGGCUGACUGACUGGCUGGCUGGCUAGCUGACCUGGAGCGAACUCUGCUGGUAGGUUUGAAACCGGUAAUGGACCUAUCCGUGUUUAUAACACGUUUCCUAGCUUCAGUUGUUAAACUGUAAACAGGAGAUUAUAUGGGACAGUAGGUGACACUUGAAGGUUCUAGUUUUAUAUCAUGUUUGCCUGACUAGUAGAGAACAAUAACUCAUCGAAGGCUAACGUUUAACUGAAUAUACUGUUUUAAUGUUACUUCAUCUCGAACCGCUUCUUAGUUCUGGAGAAACUCCACGUUUUGGCAUCACAAACAGCAGUUUGUUAUCAGGGAGUUAGUUAUGAUUAACCAUCAUGAUGCUCCACUCAGAAUGGCUUCAUGAAAACACACACCUCUUCCUGCUUCUGUUGAAAAUAUGCUGUUAAAACAAUGUGUAUUUUGACAUUUUAGUGUACUGAGAAAGAAUGUAAUGCUACUGCUGUAGAACCGUUUCUAAGCCUUUUAUUGUAUGAGGGGCCCGGCCCACUAUGGUCAUCUUCUCACCCAUCUGAGGGGCCCGGCCCACUAUGGUCACCUGAGGGGCCCGGCCCACUAUGGUCAUCUGAGGGGCCCGGCCCACUAUGGUCAUCUGAGGGGCCCGGCCCACUAUGGUCAUCUUCCUCAUUGGAGGAUCACCCAUCUGAGGGGCCCGGCCCACUAUGGUCAUCUUCUCACCCAUCUGAGGGGCCCGGCCCACUAUGGUCAUCUGCCUCAUUGGAGGAUCACCCAUCUGAGGGGCCCGGCCCACUAUGGUCAUCUUCUCACCCAUCUGAGGGGCCCGGCCCACUAUGGUCAUCUGCCUCAUUGGAGGAUUACCCAUCUGAGGGUGCUGGUCCACAGACCGUUUGUAAUUGAGAAAAUGCUGCUGUAGAAAUUGCUGAAUCCCAUCUAUACUAUCUGUCAUUAAUGCACAUUUGAGCCCAGUGUAUACCUGGUGCUGACAUAUGCCUUUUGUGUUGUCCACAUUUUUAAGACCGGUGUAGAUGAUUAAAAUGUCUGGAUAUCUA